Molecule: messenger RNA, 7679 nt
Organism: Pleuronectes platessa (European plaice)
Lineage: Eukaryota; Metazoa; Chordata; Actinopteri; Pleuronectiformes; Pleuronectidae
Product: keratinocyte-associated protein 3
Exons: 9
Coding region: 4732-5394 (220 amino acids)
Source: RefSeq, a predicted model, not a curated record
CACUGACAUCAUACAGGAAGUGGACACAGUCUGUGGAGUCUGUGUGUCGCCGGAGUUGAAAAAAAUGUGCAGAUAUUGCUUGGAUUCAAAGGAAAUAUCUGGUGCAGCGGAGAGAUGUGCAAGUUUGGUGAGAGUGCCAGACAGAGGCUUCCCAUCACUUGUUGCCGCUCAGGACCAGGAGCCCAGCGAGGGAGAGACACUACUCUCAACCGAGGAUGAGGAUGAGAGUGAGGACGAGUCAGACAUCUUGGAGGAAAGUCCCUGUGGCCGCUGGCAUAAACGCAAAGAGGAGGUGAGAGGGGAGCAGGAAGCUGAGCUGUCACAGGAUCAGCUGAAAAUGAAGGACAACAAGAAGUUGUCCCGAGACACGUCUCCCUCUCUAUCAGUCAAAGUUCUAUUUGACUUUUGAAUAUGUAUAUUCACUGGUGUCGUUUUAAUUUGAUCUAUAUUUAAUUGUGUGGUCUCAUUGACAUUUUCAUAAUGUUUUUGAAGAGGGCCAGAGAACAGGAUAAAUACACAUUCAGCAAAUGGAUACACCACAACAAAGAGUUAAAUAGUGAAAAGCAGCACAACAAGGGCUCAUGUUCAGUAGUUGUGCGAGUGAACAUAGGCAACUGGGCCUGCUUGUGUUUCUUGAAGAGGUUUCAGCUCUCAUCCAAAAGGCUUCUUCUGUUCAGGAGCCAACGGCGAGAGGCAGACCGUCAGUCCCAUUCACACAAGCAAGCUCUCACAAACAGUCUCCAAUUAACCCAACCCCAAUCUGCAAGAGUACCGAGAGUAAACCACAGGAAAAACCCCACACAGAAAGGACCAUGGCCCAGCUGGGAUUUAAACCAAACUAAAGUUUAACCCACAUCAGUGUGAUUUAAAAACUACCUGAAAUGAUAGGAACCAUCUGUGCAGGAAAGUUGUAUUUGAAGACUUUAUUUACUUAUUGGCGCAUCAUUGUCCCAUCAUCUAGCAUUAAAAGUAUGAACUCAUGAGCCUUUUUUCUGUUCCCGUUAAACGUAGGUGAAUCAGCGUAAUGUACCCGGGAUAGAUGCUGCGUACUUGGCUAUGGACACAGAGGAGGGUGUGGAGGUAGUUUGGAAUGAAGUCAUGAUCUCGGAAAGGAAGAACUUCAAACUGCUGGAGGUGAGGGACGGUGUUACAGAGUAGGAUUGAAUGGUCUCUUAGUCUGGUUCAGCAGGAUACACAAUCAUGGGGAAGAUUGCUGACUUGACAGUGGUCCAGAGACAGUCAUUGACAUGCUCCACAAAGAGGGUAAGCCACAAAAGGACAUUGCACAGAGUGCUGUAUCCAAGCGUAUAAUAGAAAGUUGAGUGGAAGGAAAAAGUGUGGUAGAAAGAAGUGCACAAGCAACAGGGAUAACCGCAGCCUAGAGAGGAUUGUGAGGCAACGGCCAUUCAAGAAUUUGGGGGAGAUCCACAAGGAGUGGAUUGAGGCUGGAGUCAGCGAAUCAAGAGCCACCACACACUGACGUAUCCAAGACAUGGGCUACAACUGUUGCAUUCCUCGUGUCAUGCCACUCCUGAACCAGAGACAACAUGGACUGCAGGCAUGGACUGUUGCUCUGUGGUCCAAAGACCUCUUUUCAGAUGAAAGUAGAUUUUGCAUUUCAUUUGGAAAUCAAGGUCCCAGAGUCUGGAGGAAGAGUGGAGAGGCACAGAAUCCAAGUUGCUUGAAGUCCAGUGUGACGUUUCCAGAGUCUGUGAUGAUUUGGGGAGCCAUGUAUUCUGCUGGUGUUGGUCCACUGUGCUUCAUCAAGUCCAAAGUCAACGCAGCCAUCUACCAGGAUGUUUGAGAGCAACUCAUGCUUCCUUCCGCUGACAAGGUUUAUGUAGAUGCUGAUGGAUUUGUGGUUCUGUCUCAAACAAAAUUAUCAAGUGGGAUUUUAAUUUUUUCCAAUAGGCUUUCACAGUUUCCUGCCAAGGUUUUGAGCAAGCUCAGUGUGCAUCAUGUGAAAAUGUGCCUCUAAUUUAAUAAAGCCCCAAGGAUAUUAUACUCUCAGGCCACACAGGGGCAGCAGUGGGCUAUGUGACUAUCUCUGUACCUAUCUCAAUGAAAUGUUCUUUCCGGGCGUGCUACAGGUCUAUAGUCUUGCAUUAAUCCUAGAUACCUUGAUUUAUGCAAUUAAAAAAAAUAAACAUUGUAGUUGAAGAUUUAGUUUUUUAGAUAAGCAAUGGAUUCAUUUUUUAAAUGUCUGUAUAUUCUUUCAUCUUUCCAUCAUCUCUCAUUUAUUUCCCCUUAACUUUUCUUUACCAUAACUUUAUAAAACUAAUAUAUAAAACUAACCCUAUCCCUAUAUUUCCAUUUCUCUCCCCUUCAUAUUAUCUCCAAAUCUCCCUGUCUUUGUCUUUCCAUCUCUCCCUGGGUCAGGAAUGGUAUUUAUCCAAUGACGGCGUUCGGGCUGCCCUGUCCUCAGCGGCCUCAACAGGAGACGGUUCAAUCUCCUGUCGUCGUCCCCUUGGUCAAAUCCCCAACCCCUGAACCUGCAGAGCUCGAGACACGACGGGUCAUUCAAAUGCAGUGUAAUGCUGAACCUGUGGAGGAGGGUGCAAGGUUUCAUAUGAAUCUGGUCAAGAGCUGGCUGAAGAGUUGGUGCAGCUGUGCUUCAUCAGUGAGUUGGACCAAAACAAAAUAGCGUGUCUGCUAGAAGAAAGUUGCAUUCAAGCUAUUCACUAGCAAGGGUUUCCUCAACCAUCUUUCAACCCUGUUACACACUUAGUUUUUGAAUACUCGUACUGUAUUGUUAUGUGUGCUGCUUUACCUUGUGUCCUUAAGAUGGACUUUGGGUUUUUUAAUUAAAUUGCAGCUAAUUGAGUGUAAAAGGGAAUACUUCCCCACCUGCUGGUCGUUUUGUUUUAUCAUGAAUUUUUUGUUUGUGUUGGCAUUCUGUGAUAUUCUGUACUAUCUCAGGUUCAAAAAGCACCAUUUUUUUAUUCAAUAAAUUUGAGAAGUUGAAAAUGUUCCUCCAUUUGGGUCGCGGAUUGUCAUUAAGGGGUGACGGUGGGUCCCGAAGCCAGACCAGUUGAGAACCACUGCUCUGUAUAAAUGGAUGCAGGGGCAUUAAAGCAGGGUCUUUAAGCAUGUAAUUGCGUGUGGCCCAUGUGCUGAGAGCGGCCCCUGACUACAGGGACUUAGUUCCCAAUUAUGACAAUUCUGUAAGAUUUUGUGAGGAUUGGUUUGGCUCAGUAUAAGGCCCCCAGGUCCCUUUUCACUGUGCCCCCCCGGAUCCCUUGAAACUCCAAAGAUUUGGAUUAUUUUGAAUGUGCUUACUCUGAUCUUUGCUGUUAAGUUUAUUUAAAAGGUAAACCUCAAUAAGACUGCAACACACUUGAUCACAACAUAACUGUCUAGAUUAUCAGGUUUACAAUGAAACCCAAUAAUUUAUUAAGCACACAGUUGCAUUUUAGUCAGAGGAGUUUAUUUUGUAAUAGAUUGUGUAUUGUCCGGUCUGUCUGGUCUAAAACAUCAUCAUAAUGAUUGAGGCCUUCCCUGGAGUCACACCACUCAACUAACACACCACUCAACUGGUUUACUACAUUUUAAUAGUUGGACCUCACGUUUUGACCAGCAGCAAAACUGUGACUCCCCUAGAAAUACAGAGACACAUUCUAUCCAAAGAAAAUGUACAGAUUAAGCCAAUCAUCUCUGUUCAUCCAUUCUCACUUGCCCCUCUGCCUUGGCUCUUUUUUAUUACCUCGUACAACAUAAAAUUCCCAGCUCUUUAGCCUUUGUGACGUGUUGGACCAAACUAUCACCUAUCAAAUUAAAUGUGUUGAAUAAUUUGCUUUUUUUUUAUAGAUAAAUACUUGGGAUGAAUAUUUUUUAAAAAGCCUCUGAUAUGGAACAAAAUGUAUGUGCAUUGCUGCAUACCACAUUCUGGCAAGGCGUCUUGCCAGCUCGCUCUGGAAGAUGGUUACUGUGAGGUACUGUGAACUCAGUGUUACUGAAAUAUUAAUCCAAUGACCUCCACUCAUGUAUUUCUGAAGUGCUCUUUUUGUAUGUAUUCAGGUAUCUUUGUGCUUUAAUGUGCUUUUUUUCCUGCACAUAAAUGUCUAGUUCAUGCUCAAUGCAUUGUUUACUCUGUUCUCCUGUGUUUGAACUGCUAAGAUUGUAAAUCCCAAAGAUAUGUCCUAAAACUAGCCAGUAGAAUGUAAAUGCACCACUCCUGGUGUAGAGAAGUGGUGAAAACCAACAAUGUGACCUGAGCAGCUUUACUCUGACUGUCUUGGCUCCGUCUCUUUCUCUCUCUGUACCAUCUUUUCCACCAAAAUGAUUGGUGCUGCUGAAACUGGUAAUUAAAUUAUCGUUGGUGUGUGAUGGGCAGCUUAAGCCUGUUACUCCAGGGUUUGAGCUUUUGGUUUUAUGUGGAUGUUGUAAUAUUUUGUAUUUGACAUUGAUGUGAGUAAAUGUACGUCUUUUCUGAGACUUGCAUCCUGCAAAGUGUAACACUUUCAAAUAAAUGUGUAAAGUGCUGGACUGUGUUAUUCUACUGGGAUUAUGUUCUACGGUUUUGUGACAGUGAUGUGAAAACACACAAGCUCCCAGUAGAUAUGAACUGUUGCGCCCCUCAGCGUCCAGCGAGCUGCAGGUGAUUCACAGGUGAGUUCGCUGACGUCAUACAGGAAGUGGACACAGUCCGAGGAGUCUUUGUGUGUCGCCGGAGUUGAGAGGAAUUGGCAGAUAUUGCUUUGAUUCUAAAGAGAUAUCUGGCGCAGCGGAGAGAUGUGCACGUUUGAUAAGGACAAAGGGCCAAGGAGGCUGAUGAAGAAGGGAUUAACUCUCAUCUUGGUCGGCCAUAUUAACUUCAUCCUCGGAGCUAUUGUCCAUGGCAAUGUCCUCCGCCACAUUUCCAAACCCAGUCAGCAUAUUACGACUGAAUACACUGUCGCCAACAUCAUCUCUGUCACCUCUGGCCUGCUGAGCAUUGCCAGUGGAAUUAUUGCCAUUGUGGUGUCAAGAAACAUCCACCUGAUAAAGCUGCAAUUAGGACUUCUGAUUGUGUCAUUCCUGAACGCACUGCUCUCAGCGGCGUGCUGCACAGGUCUCCUCCUUGCUAUUGGUAUCACUGUUGCCCACAAUGGUCAAGGUUUGAUGCUGGGGUGCAACGACACACAGGUGCCCGUCAACGCUCGGUCACCAGUCAGUGCCCAGUGCCCUUUUGAUACAACACGAAUUUAUGAAACCACCCUGUCAUUGUGGGUUCCCUGUGCGAUCCUGUCAGCGCUUGAGGUUGGACUGUCUCUCUGGUGCUUCAUUGUUGGACUGGCUCUCAGGGGGCUGGCACCCUGUGGCAACAGCUACAUCAAAGAGCAGUUGGAGGAAGAAGCUGAGAGCUCUGCCAAUAGCCAACGUCUGAUGGGACAGCGCCUCGACCCCGAUGCCUAACUGAACAUAAACCAUUCAGAAAGGAUAUAACUCCAUUUAGGCAAGCACAGCCAAAACCCAGAAGCCAUCAUUGCACCUAUAUUCAGACUAGCACAUUUUGCCCUGCAUUCAGCUGGGUGAGUGUCACAGUGGAGCAGUGGUGGAAUCAGCUCUACGAGUCUAGUUCUUGCUUUGUGGUGUAAUGAAGCCUGAUUCACAGAUGGGUUACCAAACAGCUUCAUUUAUAAACCAAAUUGUUUAUCUUCUAUGUGCAGCUGUGAGAAGGCAGCUGAUUCCAUCUAGUCUAUAUGUGCCUGAUGAAACCUAUAAGUUAUAAAUUAAUUUACAGUGCCACAUAAAUACCCUACAUCUGUAUGUUAAACUGUUGUAUUCCAAAGUGUAGAUUCAGUGUGGAAGCUGCAGUGUGAUAUCAGUAAUCGUUUCAGUCUUAUCAGUAUCCCUCCUUGGCUGUUUGGAUUCUGCAUACAAGGUAUGUUACGCCAAGCAUGUCUUUUUAUAUGAAGUACUGUAUAUAAGAACAAAGCUUUGUUCACGAAGAUGUCCAAUUUCAUUUCAUGCGAAAGUACGAAUAUUUGAGCUGAGUUCAGGAGUUUAGCUUGUAUAAACCUUGACAUUACAUUUCAGAAAAAUUUGUGUAUUAGCUGUUUUAUCAAGUGUUGAUUGUUAAGUGCAUGUAUUAUAUUUGAACUGUUUGCCCUGAUUAAAAUGUAUUUUGUAUUGGAGAUGUAACCAUACUCAUCAACAUUUGUCUAGAUAUAUUCACAAAUAACACAUUUCAUUUUAGCCACUAAUGCACAUUGGUAAAUGAGAAUGGCCUUUAGAGAGUGCAUCAGUCACCUUAUGAAACCACAUUUAGAUUCACUAGAUCCAGAUAUUUAUUUGGAUCAGAACUAAAUUAAACUCAUUAAUAUUACUCCCUUUAACAGAUCUGAUUAUUUUCAUCAAGAAUCGUUAAUUAUUUUUUUGAGACAUCAACAAAAUUUUGAAAUCUUGCUAUGUUAAAGAGAGAUGAGAAAAAUUCCUGAAUCUGCCUUCCUAUCUGCAUCUGCAACAAAAUGUAAAUGCUUUCUUUUUGACCCAUUUUGCAUACUACCACUUAUUUCCAUGGUGAUCCGUCCACUAGUUUUUGCGUUGUUCUGCUAAUUAACACACAGAUUGAUAAACAAACAAAUGCAGAGGAAAACAUAACCUCUUCAGUGGAGGUAACUGUAAUGUGAAUUAAUGUCAAGUGUUUGAUGCGAUAAAAUACCAAAUUGUUUUUAUUCAGCUUUUAUCUUCAAACUAGAUUAAACAUGCUUUUAGUUUAUAAUGUUAGAUCAUCAAAAAUUUUCAUAAAUGUUCAUAAGCAUCCAUUGUGGCUAAUGAUGAACAUGCCACAGAUACAGCAACUGUACUACCUUUCAUGUUUGUUUGUUUUUUGUACUUUUGAUUCUUACUUUUUUAUCUAAAAAACUUUAUUUGUGAGCUUGGUGCUAGAAUUAUUGAAUUUCACAAGAAAUGAUUCACAAACUGAAAAUGCGUGCAGUGAUCAAAUGAUCAAACAAUUGAGAACUAAGGUCAGAAUUUGGAAUUAAGGACCUAGAUUCACCAUAGGUCUCAUCACAGACGGUUCAGAUUGCUAAAAAGCAGUGGAGCAGGGGUAUUAAAGUGAUGCUUUUAUAAAGAUGCUCUCUACCCCAGAAUUUAAAUCAAACUAAACUGCAGCUUAGAUGUUUAUGGACUGAGCGCCUCUGAACAGUAUAUGUUGUGGGUUUAAUGUCAAGUGGGGUCAUUUUAAGAGGUUUAACCAGUAUGUGGGCCAGCAGCCUCAGCCCACACAACCCCCCUACCCACCCAACCACAACCCAACGACAGAGAGGAUCAGAUCAGAUCAGCCAUGAAACGGUUAAUCUAGUGCCGUGCUCAAUCGUGUGGAAGGGAAUCAUAGCACGAAGCACUAAUCCGGAGGCUGUAAGGGAUAAAUAUUGACAUAGUGUCGAGUGAUAUCAUCACAACAUGUCUGUUUGGCUGUUUCAGUCGGCAUUACAAUGAUGUCACACUAAAACAUAAUGAAGGUUCAAUUUGAAAUCACAGGAUGAAUAUGAUGUGUCUUAGGUUAUUUCAAAAUUAUUGUUAUAUCGGGAGGAAUGAAGUGAUCUCAAGUCAUGAGACAUGAUAUUCAAUGAAGGUCCGGUAUUAUCAUUUUGUUAAGUGCAUUUUAAUUUGGCUCUUGGACAUUGUUAAGGAAAUAAUAGCUGUCCCAUUGCCAAGGUUUAUAUAAUGUAAUUGAUUAAUAAUUUACCCUA